Messenger RNA from Hibiscus syriacus, 1343 nucleotides. Its product is annotated as transcription factor HBI1-like. The transcript has 6 exons. Lineage: Eukaryota; Viridiplantae; Streptophyta; Magnoliopsida; Malvales; Malvaceae. Gene Ontology annotation, cellular component: nucleus. The record is from RefSeq and is a predicted model, not a curated record. Gene Ontology annotation, molecular function: DNA-binding transcription factor activity; protein dimerization activity. The coding region runs from base 180 to 1310 and encodes 376 amino acids. Gene Ontology annotation, biological process: regulation of DNA-templated transcription.
UGCGAUUCUUUGCCUCCCUUCUAUCCAAAUCGUUUUCUUUAUAAAUAACAUUAUACAUCCUUGCAAAUUCAUCUUCACCAUAGUAGCUUCUUGUUUCCCUGAAAUAAAAAGAGGGUCUUGAAAAGUUUCAAAAGUAGGCAAAAAGAAUCCCAUUUCUCCUCUUUGGCGAUUGACCAGAGAUGUUACACAGGUUGGAGUCCCUGGAAAGCUGUACCUAUGACGGGAUGGACAUGACAACAAGGUUGAAACGGAAACAACAAUACUAUGUGGUUCAAAACAACAAUCCUGUUGAACUAUGUGCAAGUUCAUUGCCUCAGUUUCAGGGUCUGAUUGGAAACAAUUUAGGUAGUGGACAAAUGGUUGAGCUGAAAAGGCCAGAAGAUUUUCUGGGUACCGAUGAUUUUCAGGAAUUUGUGAACUUGCCAGUAGCUGGACCGGAGUUCGGUUACAGUGAAAAGCUGGAUUUGGCGCCGCCUGAGGCUGCUGCAGAUUACUGUAUUUCUUGGACUUCUAGCUGUCAGAUUACAACGCUCAAUACUGCUGUUAUGAAAGAGGAAAGAGAGGAUAUGAUUUUGGAGAAAAUGGAAUCCACAACUGGCAGUGGCAGAGCGAGCUUUAACAAGAGAAAAGCUGAGGCUGUUGCAGACCAUAAAAGGAAUAAAGGUGAAGGGGAAGGGGAAUCUGAGGUGAAAACAAAAUGCAGUACUGAAAUUUCCAGGAAUUCUUCUAAGGAAAACUCCAAGGCAUCUGAGGUUCAGAAGCCGGAUUACAUUCAUGUAAGGGCGCGUCGUGGCCAGGCUACGGACAGUCACAGCUUGGCAGAAAGGGCCCGAAGGGAAAAAAUUAGUAAGAAGAUGAAAUGUUUGCAAGAUUUAGUCCCUGGUUGCAAUAAAAUCACUGGCAAAGCUGGAAUGCUUGAUGAAAUAAUCAACUAUGUUCAAUCUCUCCAAAGACAAGUCGAGUUCUUGUCUAUGAAAAUUGCUGCCUUAAAUUCAAGUGUUGAACUGAGUGUUGAAAACUUACCUAUGAAAGAGUUUCCUGCUUAUGUCGCCAAUUUUCCAGCAGCUGCUAAGUUACCGGAAAUGGCCGGUUUGCCCUGCUUUGAGCUGAAUCCAUUGCAAAAAGAAUCUGUAAAAUGCAUGUUAAAUGAAUCAAUGCAUCCUCCCCAAACUGAAGGAAUUGCAAGUGCUUCUGUUUCUAUCUCAGAACAAUCUCUUAGCUCAUCCAGCAUGACUCAACUGCAACCGUUCUCAACUUGGAACAUGGACCCUCAAGGCCUUUAUAACAUGUACAAUAUGGGAUUUCAUUAAGAUUGACCAACUAAUUUUUGUCUCCUACAUCAA